AUGAAUGUUAGAGUUGCCCCCACUGAGGUGAAUCCAAAUGUUCAUGUAAUGAACAGCCAGGGUAUGUGGCUGACAUAUGCAUUAGGAGUUGGCUUGCUUCAUAUUGUCUUACUCAGCAUUCCUUUCUUCAGUGUUCCUGUUGCUUGGACCUUAACAAAUAUUAUACAUAAUCUGGGGAUGUAUGUAUUUUUCCAUGCAGUGAAAGGAACACCUUUUGAAAUUCCUGACCAGGGUAAAGCAAGACUUCUAACUCAUUGGGAACAACUGGACUAUGGAGUAUAGUUUACAUCUUCAAGGAAGUUUUUCACAAUUUCUCCAAUAAUUCUAUAUUUUCUGGCAAGUUUCUAUACAAAGUAUGAUCCAACUCACUUCAUCCGAAACACAGCUUCUCUCCUGAGUGUGCUCAUUCCCCAAAUGCCACAACUACAUGGUGUUUGGAUCUUUGGAAUUAAUAAGUAGUGAAAUAUUUUAAAACUGAACAAAAAUUUUUACAGCUACUGAGUUUCCUGUAGGGAAGGAGUAGCUAGUAAACUGCACUGUUUCUGUGAUAAUGUGAAAUGAGAGGUAUUUGCAUUGGAGGACCAAUUGCUGGUUUUUCAUAUGCUGCCUUGAAGUGAGGUUUCUAAAAAAUGCCUCUGU
Messenger RNA from Heterocephalus glaber (naked mole-rat), 639 nucleotides. The record is from RefSeq and is a predicted model, not a curated record. Lineage: Eukaryota; Metazoa; Chordata; Mammalia; Rodentia; Bathyergidae.